GGGACAGAUUCGGGCAAUGCGGGCAGUUGCGAUAGUUGGAGGAGCGCUGCUACUGCUAUGUGCGAUGGCAGCGGCAGCCUCAACAGGAGGAGCGAAGACGGCAAAGUCACAGGCAGAGCUGAGGCUCGCGUUCAAGAGGACAGACCAUGCUAAGAUGCAGGAUAUCAAGCUUCAUCAUCUCAACCACAUUGCCAUGGGUACCUCGGAGCUUCAACAGAACAGCACAGGAACGGCAGAGUCUGCGAACUCGACCUCCGCUGCAGAAGCUCCAACAGCACCGAAAGCAGAGAAGAAGGAUGAUGGCAGUGAUGAUGACGACGAUGACGAUGACGAUGCAAGAGCCGGUUUCUGGAAAAAGCUGAUAGGAAGCAAUGGCAUGGAGGGAGGCAACGAACAUCCAUCGACGGAGUUCCCACAGAUGGUUUGGUUCAUUCCAGUGGUGGCCUUGAUCGCCGUAGGUGUUGCUAUCACUGCUUAUUGCUCUUUCGCGACUUGAGGUGUCCGCUCGUGAAAAACUCGCAGUCUUCUCGAAUCCAACAGCCAUCUUGCACUCUAAUUAUUGAUUCCAUCCCAGAUAUACAUAAUUGUUUGACCUCCAGCCUUUUCACGAGUAAUGAAACAUGAAAGCG
Messenger RNA from Guillardia theta CCMP2712, 629 nucleotides. RefSeq lists its product as hypothetical. NCBI's taxonomy places the organism in Eukaryota, Cryptophyceae, Pyrenomonadales, Geminigeraceae. The record is from RefSeq and is a predicted model, not a curated record. The coding region runs from base 17 to 496 and encodes 159 amino acids. The transcript has 2 exons.